AUGGCGGAUGUGGAUGUGAAAAGUGAGCCUAAUGACUCAAGUGAUAGUAGCCCAGGGUCACCCCCUGUCCUUAGCCCGGGUACUGCAUCUGGUGGCAGAAGGGGCGGUGGAAAGGCAUCCAAGAAGUACCUGCAUGACAAGAAUAGCGACGAGUACCGCAAGCGACGUGAGCGCAACAACUUGGCGGUGAAGAAGAGCCGCGAUAAGAGUCGCCAGAAAACCCAGGAGACUCUCCGUCGCGUGCAGGAGCUGAAGGAGGAAAAUGAGCGUCUGGAGCUCAAGAUCAAAAUCUUGUCCAAGGAACUUAGCGUACUGAAGGAUCUUUUCCUGUCGCAUGCUGGCAGCUUGCCGGGGGAGGACGCCCCAUGCCUUCUGGGGGGAGUUACCGCAGCACCCCUCCCCCUGCCCACUCCUGCUGAGGGAAUGGAAACAGAAAGCUCAUCCACUGCGACUACUGCCUCCAACAUUUCUCGAUCAAAUGGGACUAUCAAUGCCACAGUACGAGAAGUAGCAGGGAUACUUCAGGGUCUAGCUGUGCCAGUUAGGGCAAAUAACCAGGCCGUUCUGAAUGACCAUGAGUAUGCAACCACUGUGAAGUCAUAG
Molecule: messenger RNA, 603 nt
Organism: Branchiostoma belcheri (Belcher's lancelet)
Lineage: Eukaryota; Metazoa; Chordata; Leptocardii; Amphioxiformes; Branchiostomatidae
Product: CCAAT/enhancer-binding protein delta-like
Exons: 1
Coding region: 1-603 (200 amino acids)
Biological process (GO): regulation of transcription by RNA polymerase II; DNA-templated transcription
Molecular function (GO): DNA-binding transcription factor activity, RNA polymerase II-specific; RNA polymerase II cis-regulatory region sequence-specific DNA binding
Source: RefSeq, a predicted model, not a curated record